UCAAAUUUGGAUGAACAAUCCCCUGAAAAAUUCGACGAAAAUAUAAGUUUGAAAGGUACGCUUGACGAUUCCGAAAAGAAAAAAAUUAGAUCCUUGGCACGGAAAUUGGCAAAUGAAGCUCUCAGAUCACCGCAAUUGCAACGCAAUAUAAAAAGAUUGGCAAAUUUAAACGAGCCUAGAUAUAGUCAUUCUAAAGAGAUAAAAGGCUUACUAGAUCAAAGAGAGAUGGGAGAUGUGUUUAAACCAGCGGUAAAUAUGGGAAAGUUGAACAAGUUAUCGAAUUAUAAAAGAAAAAGGAAAAGGACGAAGAGUAAACAUAGGCACGGAAUCAGACAGCGCAAAGAUCAUCCUUUGUUAUACAAACAAAAUUAUAUUAAGAAAGAGCCACGAAAAAUAAAUCCAUCUGCCAAUCAUAUUGACAUAAAACGGCAUAUCAUAAAUGAAGAAACGAACAACCCAAUAAUGAAGAAUAAUAUUAUUCAACGAAACUUUAUAACUGAAAAUGAUGCCUAUCAUUCCUUAAAAAAUAACAUUGCGAACCCUUCACAUUCAAAACGAUGGUUUCGAAAAAUUGACGAUGCGAUUUUAUCAAAACAUGAAAACACGAUAAAACGCUUAAUGCGAGAAAAGAAUUCUCGAAAAAGAGAUCAAGGAAUCGAAUAUUCCGAGUAUUAUAAUAACGAUCCUGAAGCAAUGAAAGUGCAAUUGAAACGAGAUGAAACAGAGAUUGGAAACGAUAGAAUAGUCAGGCAAAUCUCAAACGGCAGUUCUAUCUUCAAUCCGUUCGACUAUCGUUCGCAGUUUAAGGGACAAUUCUCAAACGAAAAUUCCUAUGACAGAGAUUUAAUUUACGACGAUUCAUUGAAACCUUGGGAAAGCGGUCAUGCCCUGAUCAGUCAAUCAGAAGAAGAUAAUGCUAUCGAUCACGUGACCACGUAUUCUCCGAUACUAAUCGAUCAGAAAAUCAAUCUAGGUAGCAUGUAUUAUAUUCCCGAACAAACUCAAAAAGAUCCGACGUUUAAUCAGUUUCAAAUAUCGAAUAUCGAUCAAUCUUCCAAAGAGAACGCAUUGUUCGCCAAUGGAAUAGAAACUUCCACUGACACUUUCAUCAAUUCUGAUCUCGAUCUGGCGCAGAUUCUUACCACCAACGCGAAUACCAUCUUUGGUCAGCAAAUCGAAACCGAGCAAAUUCCUAACGAAGUGCUACAGGAUCAGAAUAGAUUAAACAUACCUCAUUUACAUUCUAAUUUAAGUAUCGAAUCAGAGAUGAGCAAACCUGAGGAAGUGCAAGUGCUUUAUCCCGACGCGAGAGACCCGACAGGAGCUUCGAUGAGCGUACCGCACAUCCUUCGCAAAGUUCCCGGUACUCUGAACGUAUACGUCGCGGAGAAAAAUGCUGGACCCGCGUUCAAUGAAUACGUUUAUUCCGUCGAUCGUACGAGGCAUCCUCCGCAUAAAGUUAAUAAUCAUGUUUCGGUCCUUUCUCAGUCGAUUGUCAAUCGACCAGUAGAACAUAUCUUGAUUCCCGAUCGAGAGAAAUCAUAUGCCACAUCAGCUCGAUACAAGGGUGAUCAAAAACUAGCAUUGGCCGAGGAUAUUCGCAAAACGAAACAGGAAGCUGCUCGAAUUUUUCGCGAACGAUAUAAAAAUGAUAAAAACAAAAAAUUGACGAACAAUAAGACACACGGCGAUUUUGAACCCGCGACGAAAACGGCAGAAGAAACACGACAGGCCUAUUCUGCGACGUUAAGCGAAACCAAGGAAGUCGCAAAUCAAAUACUAGAAAAGAUUGUCAACGAAUUGGAGGAAAUUAAAUCAGAUCGAGCGACUAAGAACGAUCAAAUAGAAGGUUUACCUUGCAAGAUAUCGGGAUCGUGGGUAACCACACAGGGUGGAGUACGGAUCGAUAUGAAAAUCGCAAAUUGUACCAUAAACGUGACUCUCGCGAAAUUGUCACCUCCGCCCGCUCAUCAGGGUUUCCUUGAUCUCACCUGGAAUCUGACCGGAUAUGCGCCGUUCGUGACGGGUGGACCAUUCUCUUUGCUUGGCAUUGACAAUCGCACGAAAUCUCUGGCGGUGUUUGCAGGUUCGUGCAGAGUAUGCCAAGGUAUCGAUACGAUAGUUGGGGUUUGGUCGAUCGCUCAUAAUCCGCGGGACUGUGAAGACUUUCAGAUAGCCACGAAUAUUUUUAAUGAUAUAUUUCGCCGUACUAAACUAUCAUCGGAGAUGAAAAGAAAACACCGAGAGAUCAUACGAUUGCUUCAGGAAAAUAACAAAGAAAACGCAACAAUAGCCUCAACCUCGACUAAUACAGUACAGCAUAAUAACACGUUACAACAAAAUAAUACACUUCAACAUAAAAUAAAGUAG
This is a messenger RNA of Cataglyphis hispanica, 2370 nucleotides long. RefSeq lists its product as uncharacterized. Lineage: Eukaryota; Metazoa; Arthropoda; Insecta; Hymenoptera; Formicidae. The record is from RefSeq and is a predicted model, not a curated record. Bases 226 to 2370 code for a protein of 714 amino acids. The transcript has 4 exons.